Molecule: messenger RNA, 1799 nt
Organism: Eptesicus fuscus (big brown bat)
Lineage: Eukaryota; Metazoa; Chordata; Mammalia; Chiroptera; Vespertilionidae
Gene: GINM1
Product: glycosylated integral membrane protein 1
Exons: 8
Coding region: 49-1041 (330 amino acids)
Source: RefSeq, a predicted model, not a curated record
CAGCCCAGCCCUCCUCGCACCUCGCCGGCCGUCGUUGGCCAGUCCAAAAUGGAGGGCGCUCCGCUGGCGCCACUCGUACUCCGUCUGCUCUUGCUCGCGACAUUGCCGGCCGCAGGAUGGCUGAAGGCGGGCACUCCUGAGCCGUCGCCGCCCGGAGCUCCGAAGAACAGCAUCAGAAUUAAUGUAACUACCCUGAAAGAUGAUGGGGAGGUAUCUAAGGAACAGGUUGUUCUUAACAUAACCUAUGAGAGUGGACAAGUAUAUGUAAAUGACUUCCCUGUAAAUAGUGGUGUAACACGAAUAAGCUGUCAGACUUUGAUAGUGAAGAAUGAAAAUCUAGAAAAUUUGAAUGAAAAAGAAUAUUUUGGAAUUGUCAGUGUAAGGAUUUUAGUUCGAGAGUGGCCUAUGACAUCUGGUUCCAGUUUGCGACUAAUUGUCAUUCAAGAAGAGGUAGUGGAGAUUGAUGGAAAACAAGCUCAACAAAAGGAUGUUACUGAAAUUGAUCUUUUAGUUAAGAACCAGGGAAUACUCAGACAUUCAAACUACACGCUACCUUUGGAAAAAAGCAUGCUGUACUCCCUUUCCAGAGAUGAGGACAUUUUAUUUACCCUUCCCAACCUUUCCAAAAAAGCAGAAAGUGUUAGUUCACCACAGACCACCAGCCAGUAUCUGCUCAGGAAUGUGGAAACCACCGUAGAUGGCGAUGCUUUGCCGGGCAAAUUACCUGAAACUCCUCUCAGAGCAGAGGCUCCAUCUUCCUAUAAGGUGAUGUGUCAGUGGAUGGAAAAGUUCAGAAAAGAUCUGUGCAGGUUCUGGAACAGUGUUUUCCCGGUAUUCUUUAUGUUUUUGAACGUCAUGGUGGUUGGAAUUAUAGGAGCAGCUGCAGUAAUAACCAUCUUAAAGGUGCUUUUCCCAGUUUGUGAAUAUAAAGGAAUUCUUCAGUUGGAUAAAGUUAAUAUUAUACCUGUGGCAGCUGUCAACUUAUAUGCAGAUGGUCCUGAGAAAACAGCAGAAAUCCUUGAAGAUAAAACAUGUAUUUGAAACACCACCUCAAAUCAUGGACUCUGAAUUAGUCUAUUGGCUCUAAAUUUGCCACUUGAAUGUUUCUUUAAAUCAUUAAGAAUCAGUUUACACACUAGAGAAAUUGCUCAACUCCUAAAACAGCCUAAAACUUGACCUUUAAAAUGUCAAGUUAAAGUUCACCUUAUUCUUUAACAGGGCUGGCUAUUCAGAUGAUGAAUUGUUAAGGAAAUUUUAAACAAAGUGGAAGAGAAGACAAGUGAAGAAACUUUGAAAUUACCAAAAAGGGGGGAAAAUGGGCAAGACAAAAUGCCAUGUGCCAAUACUUUACAAGGUGCCUUUGUUAAGGAAGUUAUAUCCACUUAAUUACUAUAAUAUAUAAGACUUUAUGAAAAGCACUUUAUGAAAUUCUAAUUUAAAAGCUCAAGAACUUAACACUUAUUUUUUUAUUCAGUAAAAUGUGCCUUUAUAUUGUCUGUGACUCAGUAUAAAAAUCACUGAAGUGUAUCAUGAUUUCAUUGUACCAAGACCACUUGCCUUGAAUGCACUAGGAUUUAAAAAUAAUAGUGACAUGUUCUCACUCUAAAAUAAACUUUUUUUGAGGAAAAAAAUAGUCUUUUGGGCAUAAAAACUUUACCCAAGUGAGAAUUAUUUCUGUUAUAAUAGCUACUUUCAUGUACACUGGCUGAAACCAAUGUUCAAGUCAGUUAAAAGGACCAUCAGUAUCAUGGAAUUAGAAUAUACCUUAUGGUUCCAAAUUCAGUGCUAUUUAUCCUACA